UUCCUUAUUAUCGAAAAGUAGGGUUUUUGCUCGCUGUCAUUGUUCUCUGCCGCGCAAUCAAGCAAAGAAGCACGUUAGGGUUUCCCAAUCUCGCAGUUGCAGAGACAGCUUCGCAGCGACAAUGGCCACUCUCGUCCCUACCUCCGAGGAAGAUGCCGCUCUCUCCGUCGUACGUUUCGCGUCCGAGCUCGCCUGGGCCGACGCCGGUCCCGAGGUUGCUGAGCCACAAGUUAAUAGACUAUGCAUGGAGGCUGAAGAGUUCAUUGCUAUGGGGAAGUGGUUGGAACUAGCAUCAUUGAUGAUUACGUCUGCUGAGUUGAUCUUCUCAAAGGUUACUGAAAAAGAUGUGGAGUCCAUCUUCACUGUUAUCUGCAAUCUUGUUACGAAGACUGAGAAUCCAGAUGAAGUAAUGGAGAUCAUCAAAGUUAUAUCAGCAAAAUUAAUUCAACAACCUAAUGAAAAGCCUGCGGUGCGCUUGAAGAUUUUGAUCAAUCUGUACAAUCUUGUGGAGACUCCAUACUGCCGCUUUUACAUCUACAUGAAAGCGUUGAAUUUAGCAGCUGAAGGGAAAGUCACUGAAUACAUUAUCCCUUCAUUAAAAAAUAUUGACAAUUUUUUGAAAGACUGGAAAAUUGGGAUAUCAGAACAGAGAGAGCUCUUUCUUACUAUCUCUAAGAUUUUGAAAGAAAAUAAAAGCAUGGCUAAAGACUCUUUUAAGUUCUUGACAAAUUAUUUGGCAACUUUUAAUGGAGAAGAUGCACAUGAAUUGAGUGAAGCAAAGGAGGAGGCUGUGCAUGCAAUCAUUGAUUUUGUGAAAUCACCUGAUAUAUUCCAGUGUGAUUUAUUAGACAUGCCUGCUGUUUUGCAAUUGGAGAAAGAUGCCAAAUAUGCUGUGUUAUACCAGCUUCUCAAGAUUUUUCUUACUCAGAGGCUGGAUGCUUACUUAGAAUAUCAUACUGCAAAUUCUGCCUUGGAGAAAAACUAUGGUCUUGUGCAUGAAGAAUGCGUUGCUAAAAUGAGGUUGAUGUCAUUGGUGGAUCUUAGCUCUGAUGGAUCUGGCCAAAUUCCGUAUGAACUUAUAAGAGAAACACUGAAGAUCAAUGAUGAUGAGGUAGAACUCUGGGUGGUUAAGGCAAUAACUGCAAAGUUGAUUGACUGUAAGAUGGACCAAAUGAAUCAAGUUGUAGUUGUUAGUCAUCACACCGAUCGUAUGUUUGGUCAGCACCAAUGGCAAGCACUGAGAACAAAGCUAGUGACAUGGAGGGAUAAUAUUUCGAAUGUGAUCAAUACAAUUCAGGCUAACAAAGUAACCGAAGAUGGGUCCCAGGCAGUCCAAGGUUUGGUGGUUCGUUGAGGAGGUUUUUUUUUUGGAUCUUUUGUCUUAUCUAGAUUUCAUCUAAGUUUGUCUUGUUCUUAAAUAGUGAGAGGAAAAGGUUGUAAUUUGUUCUGUUAACAGGUAUACCAUUUUUGUCGUAGAAGCUAUUUGUUGGUUAAUAGUUAAUACUUUUUAACUCAUCUCAUAUCGACUAGCCUCGCGAUGGUUGGCCCCCGAGUUAAUAUUACUGCUAAGAUUUGGAUUCUGUGUAUUUUAUUUUAAAAAAGUUUGAGUUCAAUUUA
Molecule: messenger RNA, 1617 nt
Organism: Arachis duranensis
Lineage: Eukaryota; Viridiplantae; Streptophyta; Magnoliopsida; Fabales; Fabaceae
Exons: 10
Coding region: 122-1354 (410 amino acids)
Biological process (GO): cytoplasmic translational initiation
Cellular component (GO): eukaryotic translation initiation factor 3 complex; cytoplasm
Molecular function (GO): translation initiation factor activity
Source: RefSeq, a predicted model, not a curated record